AACAAUAUUCCAGCAACCAUUGGGCUGCCGCUGUCGCCGCAUGCACAUACCCCCGGCGGAGAAUUCACUGGACAGGCGGUAUAUGUUGGAGUUGGCCAACGAGACAAUUAAACGGGCUCUGGAGAUUUACCAGCCGGCUGAGAUAAUGCUGUGCUUCAAUGGAGGCAAGGAUUGCACUGUCCUGUUGGACCUUUUGGCUAAACUGAGCACACCAUCGCUGCAGGCGGUCUAUGUCAAGCGUGCUGAUACAUUCGAGGAGCUGGGUAACUUCGUCGAGAAUUGUGCGGAGCGCUAUCAACUGCAGAUCAAGAGCUACGAGAGCGCUCUCAAGGUGGCCAUUAAACAGGCGCUGGGCGAGCACCCCCAGUCUGGCUGCUCGCAGUUGACGGAGAUGGUGCCCAGUGACAAUGGAUGGCCAGCAAUGAUGAAUUUUCCGCUGCUCGAGUGGAGCUAUCACGACAUCUGGAACUAUAUUCGAGAUCAGAAGUUGGGCUACUGUUGCCUCUAUGAUCAAGGCUACACGAACCUCAAUCCAAGUCUAUUGUACUAUGACAAAGAGCAUGGCAAGCAGAUCUAUAGAGCUGCCUAUGAGCUGCAGAAUAUCCGUGAUGAGAAUGGUCAGGCAUAAAGCGGAUUAUAAAAUACCAUUUCUCAUAAAAUAAAA
Messenger RNA from Drosophila guanche, 664 nucleotides. RefSeq names its product FAD synthase (gene Flad2). Gene Ontology annotation, biological process: FAD biosynthetic process. Gene Ontology annotation, molecular function: FMN adenylyltransferase activity. NCBI's taxonomy places the organism in Eukaryota, Metazoa, Arthropoda, Insecta, Diptera, Drosophilidae. The record is from RefSeq and is a predicted model, not a curated record.